Molecule: messenger RNA, 528 nt
Organism: Fusarium redolens
Lineage: Eukaryota; Fungi; Ascomycota; Sordariomycetes; Hypocreales; Nectriaceae
Exons: 6
Coding region: 1-528 (175 amino acids)
Source: RefSeq, a predicted model, not a curated record
AUGCGUGGAGCUCAGACUUCGGGAGGGACUACGUCAACAUCGCUUGCUCACACACGAUCGCAACGACGCUCGCACCUCAUUCAAAGCACAAACAUUUCUUUGACUUUGACCUCAAGUUCCUUUGCCGUCGUAUCUACAUUCACCCUGCCCAAGCCGCCACCUGCCACCCAACCUCUACUCAACUAUGCCUUUCCUCGGAGGCCUGCGCCAGAAGUGGCGCAAGAUGCGACCCCUCGCAAGCGCCGAGUCGAGCGACUCGAUUUGCCAGUCUCGAACGAGCGUGCAAGAUUUUCACUCACACCUGAGUAUACGUACAGAGUAAUCUCUGUUCUCCGUAGGAUCGCUACAAUGCAAGCUGCCGAGUAUGCGUCGAAACACUCCACGGCCACCUUGCACCUCCUCCUGUACCUUAUUGACCAGGCAUGCUUGCCUCGGGCCCUGGUUGCGUUGGAGUCACAGCUCGUUCGAUUGUGCAAGAUCUGCACUUGUCGAUCUUGCACACUCGUUCGAGCUGUGACACCAACGUGA